This is a messenger RNA of Tyto alba (common barn owl), 5434 nucleotides long. RefSeq names its product furin, paired basic amino acid cleaving enzyme (gene FURIN). Gene Ontology annotation, biological process: peptide hormone processing. The record is from RefSeq and is a predicted model, not a curated record. Gene Ontology annotation, cellular component: trans-Golgi network; Golgi membrane. Gene Ontology annotation, molecular function: serine-type endopeptidase activity. Bases 1818 to 4187 code for a protein of 789 amino acids. The transcript has 17 exons. NCBI's taxonomy places the organism in Eukaryota, Metazoa, Chordata, Aves, Strigiformes, Tytonidae.
GCCAGCACGGGCAGAGCGGGUUGCUGUGCUCCAGGGAAACAUUUACUGAUUGAUUUGGUCCCCCUGGAUGUCCUCUGACUGUCAUUGCUGCCUGUUACUUGUUUUUUCCCCACUGUUUGGCGGGGAUCUCUGCCCUUCCUCUGCUGGUUUCCUGAUCACUGGUCUGCUCUGGCCCGCAGCGCGCUGGCUGCCGGGGAGCGGCACUGCCGCCGUCCUGCUGUGUCCCCAGCUCCCCCCGGGCUGGGGGUGCCUGUGGGCAGGGGUGCAGCCCCGCUGCUGCUCUGCCUCCCGGAAAGCUCAGGCAGAUGGGCAGUUGCAUCACUGUCGGAGCUUGCGCAAUCUCUGCAGCCCGAAAGCCAAAAAUUGACCUGAUUUUUCCAUGAAAGUAGGUUUCUAUUGAUUGUGUGUGCUGCCGGGCUACACCACGUAGUGUGCUUGGUGUGGAGGAGCACGGCGGGGGUUUCCCCCUGGCCCCAGUGAGCAGUUUGGCCCCUGUGCCCACAGUGUGGGCUCCGGGGAAUGCCACGGGACAGGGCCUGGCAGGGCAGGCCUCGCGGAGAGCUGCUGGCUGGUGGUAGCUCCGCGCUGAUGCCUCCGAGCCGUGGCCCCCGGGUCACUUAAAUGCCCAAGAGGAGGGUUCGUGGUCCUGGCAGACGCGGCUGCGGUAGCUGCUUCGUCCCCUUGCUGCCCCAUCGGCAGCGGCCGAGGAGAGGGAGAGGGAUGCCGAGCGGCGCCGUAAGGUGUGGGGGGAGCAGCAGCCGUUCGGGUCCAGCCUGGCUGCCCUGUCAGCCCCCGGUGCUGGGGCGCUGCUGCGCAGGCAGAUCCCGUUCACGUCUGUGGCUUCAUACCACAGCUGGGUGCUCCCCGGUGAGAGGCGUUGUCUUUGGCAGGGGUGCGGGGUCAGGGUGCGGGUCCAAAGCCAGUAGUUUAUGUAAGAGAGAGGUGCUUCCUGCCUGCCUGCCCUGCGGCACCGAGAUAAGCCCCGUGGUGACAAGGGCCCUUUGUCAGCUCCUCUCCCCAGCGUGACAUGUCACAGGGGCCAGGUGCGAUGGCUUGUUACCUGCCUGGGCACGGCCGCCAGCACCCAACUGCAGCACCUGACGAUGCGGCAUGCGGGCGGGUGCUGGGGGAGGCUGCCCGCCUACCAGGGCCGGGGUGGGGGCUCAGGACCUGCCCCCAGUGCGUGUGUCCCCCUGUAAAACUCUGCGGGACGCUCCCGGCUCAGCUGCACGUCCAGGGGCCGGCCUGGGCUCGCUGGCCCCCGGGGACGGCUGCCGACCGGGCUGUGGUGGUGUGGGGUGAGUGCUGCGUGUCCAUGGGGCGCCGGGACACCCCGGGACCGUGACCCCAGAGGGUGGACCUGGGGGUACCGCAGCCCCCGGGGCGGUGGUGCCAGUGGCAGCUCUUGGGGUCGGCCCGGCCCGAGUCGCUGCCCCCGGGGCGACGCUGCGGCCGGGGGUCUGCCCUGCAAAACUAACCCAGUUUUUUAACAGAGAAACCUGCCCUGUGCCAGAUUUUCUGGGCUGUUCUCAGCAUCUCAGUUACCAAGGAGCUGUAGGACUCGCUCCUACCCAGGGCUGCCCAGACCCCUUCUGAGGUGCAGAGGAUUCAGAUCGUGCUGCUGCCCCGGACGGUCUGUCCCCGCUGCCGCCCGACAGCCCGGCUGUUGCGGGCUUGUCCCCAUGCGGGCUUGGGCUGAGCGGGGGCCAGCGGGGCAGAGGGGCCGGCGCGCCCCGGGGUGCUGACACAGGGAGGCCGCUGGACCCGCCGCUCCCGGGACCCUCCUGCUCCCCAGCUAGAGGAACCCCGAUACUCUGAUGGAUCUGAGGUCCUGCUCGCUGCUCCUGCUCUGGACUCUGGUGGUUGCCCUCGCUCUCCUGGCCCGGGAGGUGCUGGCCCAGCGUAUUUACACCAACACCUGGGCUGUGUUCGUCCCCGCGGGACCCCAGGAGGCUGACAGGCUGGCCAGGAAGCAUGGAUUCCUCAACCUGGGCCCGAUCUUUGGUGACUAUUACCACUUUCGGCACAGCGGCGUGGUGAAGCGUUCCCUCUCACCCCACCAACCCUGGCACAGCCGUUUGGCCAGGGAACCACAGGUGCAGUGGCUGGAGCAGCAGGUGGCAAAGCGCAGGACCAAGCGGGACGUUUUCAUGGAGCCCACGGACCCCAAGUUCCCGCAGCAGUGGUACCUGUACAACACGAACCAGCGGGACCUGAAUGUGCGUCAGGCCUGGGAGCAAGGCUACACGGGCAAGGGCAUCGUGGUUUCCAUCCUGGAUGACGGCAUCGAGAAGAACCACCCUGACUUGGAGGGCAACUAUGAUCCAGGGGCGAGCUUUGAUGUCAACGACCAGGACCCAGACCCGCAGCCCCGCUACACGCAGAUGAACGACAACAGACACGGCACACGCUGCGCCGGGGAGGUUGCUGCCGUGGCAAACAACGGGAUCUGCGGUGUCGGCGUGGCUUACAACGCCAGGAUCGGAGGCGUGCGCAUGCUGGAUGGGGAGGUGACUGAUGCUGUGGAGGCCCAUUCCCUGGGUCUCAAUCCCAACCACAUCCACAUCUACAGUGCCAGCUGGGGCCCCGAGGACGACGGCAAGACAGUGGAUGGCCCGGCCCGGCUGGCGGAGGAGGCUUUCUUCCGAGGGGUCAGCCAGGGCCGAGGGGGGCUGGGCUCCAUCUUCGUCUGGGCGUCCGGGAACGGGGGCCGCGAGCACGACAGCUGCAACUGUGACGGUUACACCAACAGCAUCUACACGCUGUCCAUCAGCAGCACCACGCAGUACGGCAACGUGCCCUGGUACAGCGAGGCCUGCUCCUCCACCCUCGCCACCACCUACAGCAGCGGCAACCAGAACGAGAAGCAGAUCGUGACGACCGACCUCAGACAGAAAUGCACCGAAUCGCACACGGGGACGUCGGCCUCGGCGCCUCUGGCUGCUGGCAUCAUUGCCCUCGCCCUGGAAGCCAACAAGAACCUGACCUGGCGGGACAUGCAGCACCUGGUAGUGCAGACGUCGAAGCCGGCUCACCUCAACGCCAACGACUGGGUCACCAACGGUGUCGGCCGCAAAGUCAGCCACUCGUAUGGCUAUGGGCUGCUGGAUGCGGGGGCCAUGGUGAGCCUGGCCAAGAACUGGACCACGGUGGGACCUCAGAGGAAGUGCGUCAUCGACGUCCUCGCGGAGCCGAAGGACAUCGGGAAGCGCCUGGAGGUGCGGCGGAAGGUGGACGCCUGCCUGGGGAAAGCCAACUACAUCAGCCGGCUGGAGCACGCGCAGGCCAGGCUGACGUUGUCCUACAACCGGCGGGGGGACUUGGCCAUCCACCUCGUCAGCCCCAUGGGCACCCGCUCCACCCUCCUGGCUGCCAGGCCCCACGACUUCUCGGCUGACGGCUUCAAUGACUGGGCCUUCAUGACGACGCACUCGUGGGACGAGGAUCCCUCCGGGGAAUGGGUGCUGGAGAUCGAGAACACCAGCGACGCCAACAACUACGGCACACUGACCAAGUUCACCCUCGUGCUGUACGGGACGGCCACCGACUCCCCCAGCCUCUCCAACCAGCUGGAGAGCAGCGGCUGCAAGACCCUGACCCCCAGCCAGACCUGCGUGGUCUGCGAGGAGGGCUACUACCUGCACCAGAAGAGCUGCCUGAAGCGCUGCCCCCCCGGCUUCGCGCCCGGCGUCCAGAGCACGCACUACACCCUGGAGAACAGCGUGGAGCCCGUCGCGCCCCACCUCUGCCUGCCCUGCCACCCAUCCUGUGCCACCUGCGCGGGGCCCGGCCCCAACCAGUGCCUGACCUGCCCCGCGCACUCCCACUUCAGCAGCCUGGACCUCUCCUGCUCCCACCAGACGCAGAGCAGCCGUGCGUCCCCCGCCCUGGCAGAAGGCGAGGGGCUGGCUGAGGCCCCCCCUCCGGCCAACCUGCCCGUCCUCAUCGCCAGCCUCAGCUGCGUCCUCAUCGUCGUCAUCUUCGUCACCAUCUUCCUGGUGCUGCAGGCGCGCUCAGGCUUCAGCCUGCGGGGCGUGAAAGUCUACGCCCUGGACAGCGGGAUCAUCUCCUACAAGGGGCUCCCCUCCGACAUCUGGCAGGAGGAGGGCCCCUCGGAGUCGGACGGUGAGGAGUCCGAGGCUCACAGUGAGAGGACUGCCUUCAUCAGAGACCAAAGUGCCCUUUGAUGAGCCCUCCCGCCCCUCCCUCCUCCCUGCCCAGCACGGCGGGGCCGGGGCAGGCGAGGCUGAGGGGCCCCGGACUCUGCCCCCGUCCCCCCUCCCACACCACAGCAGCCCGGGGCUCCCCAUCCGCCGGCACCGUCCCUCGGCCCUGGCCCGGGCUGCCGGGCACGGCCCUGCCGGCACCGUCCUCAGCUCGGCACCGUCCCACUCUGGCACCAUCUCUCUUGGCCCCACGUCCAUUCUGUACCCCACGCCGGGGUAUUGGAUGGCAGCGGGGGCCCUUGGCUCUCACUGGCCCUGCCCCAGCAGCCGUGGCCCCUGCCCCAGCCCCGUGGCUGCUGCUGGGGGGGGGUCACGCGUGUCCCCCAGGGUGGGUGGUGGCGGGGGGGGGGUCACUGGCUUGUCACUGCUCAGGCUGGGCUGGCUGGGGCAGGGGCAGGGGUGGCUCUGCCUGGAGCCCAGACGUGCUCUGCCCGUGGCACAGCGUCCCCCUGCCCCGCCGGGCUCCGCCGCGUCCCGGCCCCCCACCACCCCCCAAGGGCCUGCCCGCCUCCACCCGUGCCCUUCGACAGCAAUAAUGGCCAGGCCUCAGCCCCUGCCGCCUGCUUGCCCGCUGCCUGCCCACCCCACUGCGGCUGCCUGCAGCGUGGACCCGACCCCCCCCCGCACCCGAGGGUGUGGGGCAGCUCAGCGCCCCCCCCGGCGUGGGCAGGGACCCCUCCCCUCACACAGACCCCGCUCUGUGGGGCGGCCCCCUCGCCUCGUGCCCCCUGGCAGGGCCGUGGGUGCUGCUGGCCGGGGCGGGGGGCAGCGCCGGUGCCUGCGCUCUGCCUGCACCCUGCCCGUGCUGGGCAGAGCCCGGCGCCCCGAUCCCCUGCCCCCCGACGUGCCUUGCCCCCACUUGGUGACAAUCCGUUCCGCUCCCUCCCGGCACCACCCGCCCUCGCUGCCCCUUCCCCACGGGCUGGGGGCCGGUGCCGUGAGCCCCCUCGCCGUCCGCUGCCGCACACCGGGGCCGUGGCACGGGCUCCCACCCGCCCUGUGCCAGCGCCAGCCCCGGCCUGCCACGGACGGAGCCGCCGGCUGGGGGCCACAGGACUAUUUUUCUAUAAUAACUUUUUGGUGCACAGUAAUUUUUUCUUGUAAUUUAAUCAGCCGGGAGCUGCCUCCUGAGCCUGUUUUUAAUUUAAUGGAUGUGGAUAUAACGCUAGAGAGACUGAGUUAUUAAAUGUUCAGAACUAUGCAAACCA